Molecule: messenger RNA, 3240 nt
Organism: Rotaria socialis
Lineage: Eukaryota; Metazoa; Rotifera; Eurotatoria; Philodinida; Philodinidae
Source: the annotation of a GenBank genome assembly
AUGAGUAUAGUGACAGUAAAUCAAGUACCGAACCGCGCCUUCGAUGGGAAUAGUGUUAGUGUUCGAUCUGUGAGAAAAUCAAUCCAAAAAGUGAUUCCAAUUAACGACCUGUCAGAUUUGAAUGGCAAGGCAGGUGGCAAUGGAACACAUGGAACUCCUGGAAGAGAUGGCAGCUUUGGUGAUAACUGUCCGAACGGACAUGAUGGUACUGAUGGGUCAGAUGGUGGGCCCGGUGAACACGGCAGAGAUUCUAAAAAUGCAUCGAUACUAUUACAUGGAACGGUUGAAGAUUUUAACAUAGAAGUAAAAAUAGUUCGAACACUGAAUUGCCCAUCUGAUAGUCAUGUUGAUUGGAACAACAUCAUAUAUGUUCGUAAGGCCAAUUAUAAUUUUCCAUUAGAUGAAUCGCAGGGAAUCGUUCUUAUUAAAGCUAUUGGAGGCAAUGGAGGUAACGGCGGGCAAGGAGGUGAUGGAGGAAAUGGAGGUGCGGGUGGACCAGGUGGUAUAGGCCACGACGGUUUAUCUGGAUUCAAUGCUUAUAGUUUGGGUACACCUGGUAGGGAUGGAGGAUCAGGUGGUAUAGGCCACGACGGUUCAUCUGGAUUCAAUGCUUAUAGUUUUCGUGCACCUGGUUGGGAUGAAGAGGAUCGUGGGAAUGAAGGAAAUGGAAGGAAUGGUGGCGAUGGAGGAGAUGGAGGAAACGGAGGAAAUGGUGGUGAUGGUGGGAAAGGUGGUAAUGCAGGCAACGGUGGUCAUAUUCAAGUUAUAAGUGCAGAUCCGCAACUCUUCAUGUUAAUUGAAAUAGAUUGUCGAGCAGGGCGUAAAGGUAAUGGUGGGGCAGCUGGAAAAGGUGGCUGCUCCGGCUCUGGCGGGUCAGGCGGACUAGGAGGUUGUGGUGGUUGGGGAUGGAAUGCCGCGCCCAUGGGCCUACCUGGUAAAGAUGGUAAAUAUGGCUCUUGUGGUGUCAAUGGGCAUCCAGGCAGUGAUGGUUCUGAUGGGUGUGCUGCAAGCGACGGCUCGGUUGAAUACGUUGUAAUUGAUGCAAACAAUCACAUUUGCCAACGAAGACCUGAUAAAUAUCAUACCAGUGUCGUUGGUUAUACAAUUACAGAUGGCAAUGAAGAUGGAAUCUACAAACCAAACUCAAAUUGCUUUGUUACCGAUGUUGAAUGGAUAAAUAAUGGUGCCAUGAUUUUGCCCGCUGGAGCCAUUUUAUCGUUUCGGUCUACAGACUAUAUAUCUGCUGAUGCAAAUGAUGGCAUUUUGUUGCAAGGUGCUAAUGUUGGUAGUAAUUUGCAUAAUUAUGAUCAAUAUACAUGCCAUAUGAAUAGCAUUCGUGCCACUUCACUCAGUCAACCGUACAUUCAACGUGUACAAUUGGCAUCCCAAAUUCAUCCCCUGAAUCGUAUAUUUAGUGGCAGCGAAGUUUCAACUAAUUUGAUCUGUCAAUAUCCGAUCCAGAUUAAAGAAAUAAAAAUUCCAUUUGUUCUAUGUCCCAAUGAGUUAGCCAUUGCAACGGUCACUUUUACGAAUCUAUCUACAGAAGUAUAUGGGACUUGUCCCAGGUCACUGGGCUCUGUAAAGUGUAGAUUCUCAUUACAUUCUUUCAUUCAAGUGGUGCCUGCGAGUAGAAAUGAGGCAUACGUUUAUCAUAUGACGAUGGAUGGUUGUGGAAUCUUUGAAAUCAAUAAAAUUUUACCAAACUCAACAAAACAGAUACGUUUUGCAAUUAUUUCAAGUGCUGAUACUCAGAAUCUAUACUAUGACAACUUAGUUUGGAAUUUGGAUCUCUUGCUAUGUGACACGGUGAUUGAAAAGCAUCAGAAUAACAUUCGCAUUGUACCAAAAUUUGUGCCAAGUGAGCGUACUGAUAUACUUUUGAUUACAGAUUCAUUGUUUACCCGUGCUGAAUUUCUUGCAUAUCAGAAUCUAUUUCGAUUACUCAAUUAUUCAAGUCGAUAUUGUGAUAUUCAAAAAUAUGGUUCAUUGAAUAAUUCGGAACUGAUAUGGUUGCAUACAGCAAACAUUAUUAUUUUUAUAUACUCGAAUCCGAAAUCAAAAUUCAAUAUGAUUCCACCGCAUCUGCUUUUACAGCAUAUGAAUUCCUCUGAUAAUGCCGGUUUUAUAUGUAUCGGUAACUGCAAAAUUGAUGAGCUGGAUUUCGCUAUAUUCGAUUAUAAGAAUUUAUCAUUUCGUAAUACUAACCAUGAAAAUAAAUCGGAAAUGAUAAACCAUCGUAGGUCGAGAAUAGGAUUUGGGCAGCCUGAUGAUGGCAGGUUAAGUAAAAAAGCGAAUAAGAAAAGAAUGAAAAUUCAACGGCAGUGUGGUGACGAAUUUUUAUAUCAAGUAGUCUAUGAUAAUACAAUAAGUACAGUUUCGCAAUGCCGCUUGGCUACUGCCUAUGAGAAAACUUAUGUAAUUCAAUCCAAAUUAAAUGCUCGAUUCUGUAAUCGAUUAAUCUUGGUUAAUUCUUGUAUGCCAUUCAAAAUGGAAGCGCACUUCAAUGCAAAUCAACAGGCUUAUGUAAAUACAAUGUACAAACCAAAGAGCUAUCAUAAAUCGCAAUCUUCAAAGAUUACUGAAAACGGAAUUGAUUUAAAUUCAAAUUUUGGUAGAUUAUUGUGCGCUUUACUAUGUUGUCAAGGAUUUGAAAGAUCUGUCGCAAUGCUUAGUCAAAAUAGCGAUUUAACCAAGCUCAUGUUUAUAAAAGAUUCUCACCAGCUGAGUUUCAAUCAAAUUCUGGUUAGUCUUGCAAUGUCCACCAUUGAGCGUGAAUACGAUAGAGGAGUUAUGGAAUUUCCAUUAUCAAAACAAAUUUUACAGCAGAUAUUUAAAGCAAUCACAAGAGAAAACAUCGCUAAGAAUGAUACUCGUAAAACGGCUUUGGCCAAUAUCUUAUAUUUACUAAUACAAUCGUUGUCAGGAUAUAUCGAGAGUAAAACUUGCUGUUAUUUUUCUUGGCAUAAUUUAACAAGAGAAAGAAAACAACGACAUCAGUUGAUCGAAAUCUUAAAUGAUCUACGUUCGUUAUCGAAUUAUGAAAUUGGAAGCAACAAAAAUGUGAAUGAGGAAGUCGAAGUUCUACAACUUCAAAAAUUAGCAAACUUAACAUUUCCAAUAACUGAUAAAAGAGACAAUUGUGUUCGAUCAGUUGCAGAAAUUCAAGCAUGGAACGAAGAACAACAAAUGAAUAAGGCACGAUCAUUAAUCGAAGAACAAUCAUGUUUCGAGUUUUUCUAA